Messenger RNA from Antechinus flavipes (yellow-footed antechinus), 933 nucleotides. RefSeq names its product olfactory receptor 10X1-like. Gene Ontology annotation, biological process: G protein-coupled receptor signaling pathway. Gene Ontology annotation, molecular function: olfactory receptor activity; G protein-coupled receptor activity. The transcript has a single exon. Gene Ontology annotation, cellular component: membrane. The record is from RefSeq and is a predicted model, not a curated record. The coding region runs from base 1 to 933 and encodes 310 amino acids. NCBI's taxonomy places the organism in Eukaryota, Metazoa, Chordata, Mammalia, Dasyuromorphia, Dasyuridae.
AUGAGGAUCAAUCAGACAUUCCUAGAAGAAUUCAUCUUCCUUGGAUUCUCAGCUUACCUAGAAUGGCAAAUUGUCCUAUUUGUUUGCUUCUUCUUUGUCUACCUUCUUACCCUCACUGGCAACUUGGUCAUCAUGGCCCUCACGUGGGUGGACCAUGCCCUCCAUAUUCCCAUGUACCUCUUUCUUGCUGCCCUUUCCUUUUCUGAAACCUGCUAUACAUUAACCAUAAUCCCCAAAAUGCUGAUAGACCUGUUGGCCAAGAAUAGAAGCAUUUCUAUCCCAGGAUGUGCCCUCCAAAUGUUUUUCUUCCUUGGACUUGGUGGUACCAACUGUAUUAUCCUUACAGUGAUGGGCUUUGAUCGGUUCCUGGCCAUCUGUCAUCCCCUGCGCUACCCCACACUCAUGACCAACAAAGCAUGUGGGCAACUUGUGGCUUUAGCUUGGAUUGGUGGAUUCUUUAUUUCCUCGACAGAGACAACAUUGAUAUUUUGGGGAUCCUUCUGUGGCCCCAAUCUUAUCAAACAAUUCUUCUGCCACAUGCGAGCAGUGACCAAAUUGUCCUGCCUAAAUAGUUACAUCAAAGAAAUUAUUGUCACAGUUAUUUCAGAGUCUGGUUUGCUGGGGACAUUCCUAUUUAUCAUUCUUACAUAUGUAUUCAUUCUCUCUACAGUACUCAAGAUCCCCUCAGUUGAGGGGAGAAAAAAGGCUUUCUCUACUUGUGCCUCUCACCUUACUGUGGUCAUCAUUCACUUUGGAUUUGCUGCCAUAGUUUACUUAAAGCCAGAGGCACAAGAGGGAGAUGAUGUCCUGAUAACUAUCCCCUACACUGUUGUCACACCCUUUCUCAGCCCUAUCAUUUUCACCCUGAGAAACAAGGACAUGAAGAAUUCUCUGAAGAGAGUACUAGACAAGAAAGUUGCCUUAACCAAAUGA